Messenger RNA from Aspergillus heteromorphus CBS 117.55, 2589 nucleotides. RefSeq lists its product as uncharacterized. The transcript has 5 exons. Gene Ontology annotation, cellular component: cytoplasm. The record is from RefSeq and is a predicted model, not a curated record. Bases 116 to 2485 code for a protein of 789 amino acids. NCBI's taxonomy places the organism in Eukaryota, Fungi, Ascomycota, Eurotiomycetes, Eurotiales, Aspergillaceae.
CGAGGCAACGAACGGAGGCAAGGCUCUUUCCCUCUCCGGUAUACUUACUGCUUCCUCCUCCUCCCCCCCCUUCUCCAACAACAGCAGCAGCAACCGCUGUCACCCCCAUUCCAUCAUGCCGUUGUUCAACCUUCGCCGUCGCUCCAAGGCCAAUAUCAACCGGAGCAAGUCUCCUGAGGCCAAGUCCACCGAAUCCCAGUCCAAUGGGGACAUGACUUCGGGAAAAUCAUCAUCCACGCUUGAAACGGCCUCCUACAGUUCUCUCACCCCGCCUUCUUCUAUCAAGCCAAACCAAUCCUCCCCCAACCUCCCGUCGCUCAGCGAGAGCAACGGGGCCUCUAACAACACCGCGGUUUCCCCGGUCUCUGCGCCUCUCCAGCGCCCAGGUCUCCUCACGGCCCCCUCAUCGAACCGGAACAGCGCCUACUUCGGCAGUAAUAUGUCCGUCAAUGGUGCUUCGCGGUCACCUACACCCACUUCCCCUUACGCUCCUCGGCUGGUUUCCGUCUCGGAUAACUCUUGGGUACACCAAAAGGUGCUGCUAGUGUACGGCCAAAUAGGGGACCCAAGGCAGCACCCGAUGGACGGGACUGUAACAGUCUAUCACCAUCAAGACAGCUUUCCGUCGGCGUCAUGGCCGGUCACAUCGUCACACUUCAAGACCUUGGUGCAUCUCGUUCCGGGUCCGAAUCGACUGCGCUUCGAAUUUGUCUCGGCCAAGAGUUCAUCCGGUACUUCCCACCCGAGCUCUCAUUCUUCCUAUGUCUGCAUCAACUAUCUCCCCUUGGUCAACGCCCCGCCUUUGCAUCUCGUGAUCCUCCAAGGCAAGGACUCCGAUGGGACGUUUGACGCUGUUCCGGAGAGGCAGCAGCGGGAAGGAAACGGUCUCGAAACGGCCAUCCAGAAGUACCGUAUGGCGGCGUACCUCUGGCAGGCAUUUACCGGCGAACAAAUGUUCCGGAACAAUUUCGGACGUCGCUGUUUCCGAUUCGAAGAAGAGUGGCAGACGGGCACCUUGAGUCGCCGUGACGCAGCCAACGGCGUGAUGCGGAACGAGGCCAAGGUGCAUGUCAUCCGGACUGACAAGACAGUCGCAGAACUCCGGGACCUCGACCUCGCCCAGCAGAAUGAUUCUGCCACCCACAAGGAUGAGCUGUUCCGGAUCGCACGAGACGCCGUGAAGGACUAUUUCCACCUUCAACCGGGACAGAAGCAGUAUGUCUCGGUCUUACUGCUAGAUUCCCACUGGGACACGAGCUCUGAGACUAUCACCGGUCACGCUGCCCUGGGUUCGAGCUCGGGGGAUCUGAAAAUGGCGAUCUUUGGCUCCCACAGCUUGCAGAGCUACCCCACCAGUCUCGAGGACGUCGUGGACGCCUUUUCGGACUGCACCAGGACAAACAUGGAGUUUGUUGCGAACGAUUCUGGCGAGGGCGGAUCCAGCUGGGAAGCUGCCAAUAUUGGUAUCGGUGCCCAUCUGCAUGAAGUCGGCCAUCUCUUCGGAUGCCCGCAUCAAGAGUCGGGCAUCAUGCUUCGAGACUACGUCCGUUUCAACCGGACAUUCCUCACCCGCGAACCCUUUGCGACCCGGACAAAGACCCAGGGCCUUAAGCUGUGUCUACCUCAGGAUGAGUGUAGCUGGCAUCGGCUCGACGCUUUGCGCUUCCGGUUCCACCCUUGCUUCCGGCUUCCCGGUGAUGCUCCCAUCGGUUCGGACGAGAGCAUCCAGGUCUGGCCCGUCGAGAACGGCAAGAUCUUGUUCACUGCCCCGACUGGUAUAGCGUUCAUCGAACUGUACGCUGAGGGUGACAACGUAUGUCACAACUUCAUCGAGUAUCUUAACAGCGAGUCCAGCAACAACGGACUGCCCAAGCAGGUGACGUUGACGGAGAGCGAGCUUCGGCAGCGCGUUUUUGGCACUGAAAAGGAGAAGAAGAAGAACAUCAGGUUGGCCGUUUUCUCUGGCGGCCUUGGGAGCCAUAUCGUCGAAUCGGUCAACGACCUGAAAUCGAAGCAGUCUUUGGUGAAGCUCCCCAAGAGCCAGACUGGGUAUAAGGGCAGUAAGUUGGGAUUCUCGCAGUUGGAGGGUAGUCAACCCGAACAGAUGUUGUUGGACUACGCCGCAACAACCAAGCUCCUGACCUCCGUCCGGAUCUACCAUGAAAACGCUGUUCACGGGCUGGAAUUCUUCUAUGAAGAUGCGACAAGUCAGCUCUUCGGCAACCGGGGAGGAAAGCCCGGAGGUGACGAUUUCGUUAUCGAUACUCGCAGAGGGGAGAUUCUGCUUGGCUUCUUUAUCCGAGCCGGGCAAUGGAUUGAAGGUAUCGAGAUUCUGACCAGCCAGGGAAGGAAAUCCGGACUGUUUGGAAAUGCCCAAGGAGGCACAGGGUAUACUGUGAUUCCCCCUCUUGGAUACAAGAUUGCUGGUAUCUCCGGAUCCAGCGGCGCUUGGCUCGAUGGUUUUUCGUUGAUUAUCAUGCAUUGAGCUCCUAUUGCAAGGUGACAGCCAUGUCUAUAACGCUCGCAGUCUGGCGAGCUAUCCGAGCCAUCCAAGUCAUCGCCUUCCCCGACUGAGCAAACUUGACUUGC